Orycteropus afer afer is the source of this 1444-nucleotide messenger RNA. It is a transcript of the gene ZNG1A, whose product is annotated as COBW domain containing 1. Gene Ontology annotation, cellular component: cytoplasm. The record is from RefSeq and is a predicted model, not a curated record. NCBI's taxonomy places the organism in Eukaryota, Metazoa, Chordata, Mammalia, Tubulidentata, Orycteropodidae.
ACGGGCCUGCGCGGCGUGCUCCGCUUGCGCCACUGUCAGGAGGACUUUUUGGUUCCGGCUCUUGUCAGCGUCUUGAGCUGUGGAGGACGUGUUCGGUAGGCCAAGAUGUUAGAAGCUAAUGUCGCUGAGGAUGAAGAGGAGGAGCAAGCGGAGGAAGACUGUCCUGAAUUGGUUCCCAUUGAGACGAAGCGCAGAGAGGAGGAGGAGGAAAACUCUGUCCCCGGCGCUAAGAUCCCAGUCACAAUUAUCACCGGGUAUUUAGGUGCUGGGAAGACAACGCUGCUUAACUAUAUUUUGACAGAGCAACAUAGUAAACGAGUAGCUGUUAUUUUGAAUGAAUUUGGGGAAGGAAAUGCAGUGGAGAAACCCUUAGCCGUCAGCCAAGGUGGAGAGCUCUAUGAGGAGUGGCUGGAGCUUGGAAACGGCUGCCUGUGCUGUUCAGUGAAGGACAGUGGCCUUAGAGCUAUUGAGAAUUUGAUGCAGAAAAAGGGGAAAUUUGAUUACAUAUUGCUUGAAACCACUGGAUUAGCAGAUCCUGGGGCUGUGGCAUCUAUGUUUUGGGUUGAUGCUGAAUUAGGGAGUGAUAUUUAUCUUGAUGGUAUCAUAACUGUUGUGGAUUCAAAAUACGGAUUAAAACAUUUAGCAGAAGAAAAAGCUGAUGGCCUUAUCAAUGAAGCUACUAGGCAGGUUGCUUUGGCAGAUCUCAUCAUCAUCAAUAAGACAGACUUGGUUCCAGAAGAGGAUUUAAACCAAUUAAGGACAGCUAUUAGAUCAAUAAAUGGACUAGGGAAAAUUUUAGAAACACAAAGAUCAAGAGUUGACCUUUCUAAUGUGUUAGAUCUUCAUGCCUUUGACAGUCUCUCGGGAAUAAGUUUGCAGGAAAAACUUCAACAGAUGUCAGCAGCCCAGCCUCACCUGGAUCAGAAUAUUGUUACAGUCACAUUUGAAAUACCAGGAAAUGCAAAGGAAGAAAGCCUAAAUGUAUUUAUCCAGAAUCUGCUGUGGGAAAAGAAUGUGAGGAACAAGGAUGGUCACUGCAUGGAGGUCAUCCGACUAAAGGGGCUAGUGUCCAUCAAAGAUAAACCACAACAAGUGAUCGUCCAGGGUGUGCAUGAACUCUAUGACCUGGAGGAGACCCCUGUGAGCUGGGAGAGUGACACCGAGAGGACAAACAGACUGGUCUUUAUCGGCAAGAAUUUAGAUAAGGACAUCCUUAAACAACUGUUUAUGGCAACGGUGACAGAAACAGAAAAGCAGUGGACAACACAUUUCAAGGAAGGUCAAGUUUGUCCUUAACAGUAGAAGCUUUUCUUAUCAGAAGGAUUAGAUGAUAAAAAACAGGAAUGUAUUUCCCAGUAGGUCUCAUUCAAGCAUCUGUUCCUUUGUAUUACUUCUGUCAUGAAUUCCAGUGUAUUAUUUUAAGUAUUUCUCUUACAAAAUACAU